Apodemus sylvaticus (European woodmouse) is the source of this 1399-nucleotide messenger RNA. RefSeq names its product N-acetylglucosamine kinase (gene Nagk). Gene Ontology annotation, molecular function: N-acetylglucosamine kinase activity. The record is from RefSeq and is a predicted model, not a curated record. The transcript has 10 exons. Bases 273 to 1304 code for a protein of 343 amino acids. Lineage: Eukaryota; Metazoa; Chordata; Mammalia; Rodentia; Muridae.
UGCUUCCGGCUGGCUCUUGGCAGCCCUCGGUUCCAUCACACACCGUCCCAGGAGCCUCAGCUGGGGUUCCGCCUCCGCGGGAAGCGUACACUUGAACAGCGGGCUGGAAGAAGCCGGAGAGGAAGGCUCAGCUUAGGCGAGAGAGGAUGUAUCAUGCACACCCUACGCAGCGCGUGGUGAUCACAUGACAAGGGGCGGUGCCCGCGUGGGCGGGAGUGAAGUCACGGCUAGGGUCGAGGUUGCUACGGGGGACCUGCGGUGGCAACGAUAGUAUGGCCGCACUUUAUGGUGGCGUGGAAGGGGGAGGCACACGGUCCAAAGUCCUUUUACUUUCUGAAGAUGGGCAGAUCCUGGCAGAAGCAGAUGGACUGAGCACAAACCACUGGCUGAUCGGCACAGACCAGUGUGUGGAGAGGAUCAAUGAGAUGGUGGACAGGGCCAAACGGAAGGCUGGCGUGGAUCCUCUGGUACCCCUUCGAAGCCUGGGCCUGUCCCUGAGUGGUGGGGAGCAGGAGGAUGCAGUGAGACUCCUGAUUGAGGAGUUGAGGCACCGAUUUCCCUACCUGAGUGAAAGUUACUUAAUCACCACUGAUGCAGCAGGUUCCAUCGCCACAGCUACAGCAGAUGGUGGGAUUGUGCUCAUCUCUGGAACAGGCUCCAACUGUAGGCUUAUCAACCCUGAUGGCUCCGAGAGUGGCUGUGGUGGCUGGGGCCACAUGAUGGGAGAUGAGGGCUCAGCCUACUGGAUUGCACACCAAGCUGUGAAAAUUGUGUUUGACUCCAUUGACAACCUGGAGGCAGCUCCUCACGAUAUUGGCCAUGUCAAGCAGGCCAUGUUCAACUACUUCCAGGUGCCGGAUCGGCUAGGAAUCCUCACCUACUUGUAUAGGGAUUUUGAUAAAUGCAAGUUUGCUGGAUUUUGCCAGAAAAUUGCAGAAGGUGCACAGCAGGGAGACCCUCUUUCCAGGUACAUCUUCAGGAAGGCUGGGGAGAUGCUGGGCAGACAUGUUGUAGCAGUACUGCCAGAGAUUGACCCGGUUUUGUUCCAAGGAGAGCUUGGCCUCCCCAUUCUGUGUGUGGGCUCAGUAUGGAAGAGCUGGGAGCUACUGAAGGAAGGCUUUCUCCUGGCACUGACGCAGGGCCGAGAGCAGCAGGCACAGAACUCCUUCUCCAGCUUCACCCUGAUGAAGUUGCGGUAUUCUUCUGCACUGGGGGGUGCCAGCCUGGGGGCCAGGCACAUUGGAUACCACCUUCCCAUGGACUACAGUGUCAACGCCAUUGCCUUCUAUUCCUAUACCUUCUAGGGGCUGUCGCCCUUCCCAUCCAGCCAACACCAAGUGUUGGGAGAUUUUUCUUUUUAAAACAGAUAUGGAAUAAAAUAAAUGCACUUUACUCCCUC